Penicillium vulpinum is the source of this 606-nucleotide messenger RNA. RefSeq names its product E2 ubiquitin-conjugating protein UBC8. Gene Ontology annotation, molecular function: ubiquitin conjugating enzyme activity. NCBI's taxonomy places the organism in Eukaryota, Fungi, Ascomycota, Eurotiomycetes, Eurotiales, Aspergillaceae. Gene Ontology annotation, cellular component: nucleus. The transcript has 7 exons. Bases 1 to 606 code for a protein of 201 amino acids. Gene Ontology annotation, biological process: ubiquitin-dependent protein catabolic process; protein polyubiquitination. The record is from RefSeq and is a predicted model, not a curated record.
AUGAGUAGCCCGAAGCGCAGAAUCGAGACAGAUGUCAUGAAGUAUGCUCUGAAAGUCCAAAAACAUCCAAAAUAUACGGCUACUAACCUUCCGCUAGGAUUUAUGGAUCUAUACGCUGACUUUGGAAAUCUAGUGCAAGAAUUCUACGUUCGAUUCAAGGGCCCGGACGAGACACCUUUCACCGGAGGCCACUGGAAAAUCCACGUCGAAUUGCCUGAUCAGUACCCAUACAAGAGCCCAAGCAUCGGAUUCGUCAACAGAAUCUUCCACCCAAACAUCGAUGAGUUGUCCGGCUCAGUCUGCCUUGAUGUGAUCAACCAGACCUGGUCGCCGAUGUACGAUAUGCUCAACAUCUUCGAGGUCUUUCUUCCCCAGCUUCUCCGUUACCCCAACCCUUCGGAUCCUCUCAACGGAGAGGCAGCAGCGCUCAUGAUGCGGGAACCCAAGGCAUAUGAGGCAAAGGUGAAGGAAUAUGUUGCCAAAUACGCUAGCAAAGAAGCUGUCGAUGAAGCAGACGAGGACACCGAGUCUGAGGAUGAGCUAAGCUCGGCAGGAAGCUACGAAUCUGGCGGCGAAGAGCCCGCUGGCACUAUGGACGAUGUCUAA